GUGAAACUCUACAAUUGUACACUGCGUAUACUAUAAUUGUUGAAUGUUGUUCAUUGUUUACUAAAAUCAAUAUUAAUAACAGUUAAUGCAUUUAUGUUUAACAAUUAUAUUUAUAUUUAACUUCUAAAUCAUUAGAUAUUUGUUGAAAACAAAACAAAUAAUUCAAUUAAAACAUAGAAUCAACUCCCUUUGAUGGAGGCCCAAAAUGAGCGUGUAUUAUAUUAGCUUUCUAAUUGCAAUAUAAUGCAACUGAGUAGUCUGGUGAACAAAGUGGUUGAUACACACUGUUAUUGCUCAGGCCUACUGGGUUCAAUCCCGCUUGCGAUGCAUGUAAGCUUGAUAACUAAGUCAUGGAUCCGCAGAGAGAAUGUUCCAGUGACGUUCCAUCAGAUGUGGAUCAUCACAUGGAUGAAUUCAUGUCACUGGAUGAUGAAUGCAAGGCCUCAUUUGAAGGGAACCACUCCAGAACUUUUGAAGAUAAUCUGGGAAACAUUUUUCAGGAGAGAGAAGUUUUUAACGAAAAUGACGAUGAUCUGUUCGUUAGUAGGGCCACCUUUGAUAAAAAAUCCAGAAUACCCAGUAAAACAACCAAAUUGAAUGAAAUUAUGCCAGCAUCAGAAUCAAUUACCAAUGGGAUCAGCCCUCCGAGUUUGAGUGUGAGUUCGGUAACAACAAUAGCCAGUCCUCCUAUGACUGAUAUUCACUAUGUUAUUGUAGAAGAUGUGCUAGAUUUGAAUAAUCUUGAAGACUUUAAUAAUGUUCAACUAUCACACUGCUCGCAGAUCCCCUUGUCAAACAUUAAACCAACAUCGCAAAGGUCAUUUCAUGUUGAUGCUAAAGGUACUUCAAGCUAUAAGCUAGAGCAGGACAUGUCUGAACCCACACCUAUGGAUCUUAUUGCUGCAGGGGAUGAUGACAUUGCCAACCCACAUAAUGCUGGUAAUGGUACAAUUGCAUAUGAUGCAAAACAUGAAAACAUGAAAGUACUUGUAGAACAAACUGGUCAAAGUUUUGGACAUGAUGUACCUAUGUCAUUAGGAUCUUCUAGUGAUUUUGAAGGUGACAGAAACAAAAGUGAUGUAACUGUUGCAGAGAUUGCCCUGAACAAUGAGAACAUUGAAUAUCAUGACUUAGGAUUAUUGUCGAGCUCAGGGACAUAUAAUAGACUUACAAACAAUGAUGACAAAUCAGAUAUUAGUGAAAGCUUAGAGGACACCCUCUCAGGGUCAUCUAUGUCUGAUAAGGUCCCAGGAGAUAUUAUACUAAAAGAUGUGAAUGACCAAUACCAGUUAAAACAGGAACAAACUACAUUUUCUGAAAAUCUUGGGCUCAUUCCAGCAAAUACUAAAAGAAUUGUUGAAAAAGCAAAGAAUGCCCCUAAAGGAAUGCAAACAAGAAAAAGGUUUGAAGCGAAAAAUGUUCUCUUGGCUAUGUCAUCUGUUGUGAAGAGUAAAAAUGAAGCAUCACCCAUACCUGGCCAUAAGCAUACACCAGGCAGUUACAAAUGUGGUGCUUGUUGUACAAUUUUCUUGAAUAUUUGCAAACUUCACGACCAUCUUCAAGAGCAUGGCGCUGGUUCGUAUCAUUAUGAUCACAUACUUUUUACAGCUUUUCCAAAAUUAGAUAGCAAUUGUUCCCAUGCUCAAACUCAAACUUUGGAUACUUAUGGUGCCAGUUUUGGAGAUAAAAAUGAUAUGACCAUUAGCAAUGUCAAUACAAACAUAAGGAAAGCUUUGCAAGUCAAACUUAAAGCACCCAAAAAGGUUCAACCAAAAGGAAAAUCGUCUCAGCCCACAAGUUCUUCCCAAAGGAAAAGAGGUAGGCCAAGAAAAAUAAAAGAAACUCCUAUUUUGGACCACACUGUUGUUGUUAUUGAAAAUGUUGCAGCAAAUUCAAAGGUAGACAAUGAUUUAAAUGUGGGAGAAAGUGCAGUGUACACAGAUUUUGAAACACCCAUUGAAAAUGCGCUUGCAUGUGAACAACACAAUGACAGUCAUUUAGAACUGAAAAAGUCAGACACAACAAGCAUAUCCCCAAUUGAAGAAUUACCAGCUAUGAAGAAAGGCAGCGAACUGUUGGAGCUCUUGACAGAGGGAACCCAGGCAAAAAGAAAAAGAAAGUCAAGCAUGCCACGAAAGGUCUUGGUGGACAUGCUUCCAAAGACACAGUUUCAAGUACAGGCCACAGUCAUGGAAAACAAAAUAAAAUGUGAAUUCUGUGGAAGUGCUUUUGAGCACAUUAGGGGCUUACUGAGACAUGAAACGAUAAAACAUUCAGAUAAGAUGAAGUUUGAGUGCAGCAUUUGUAAACAAAAGUUUAUGCGAGAGUAUAACCUUGAACGGCAUAAGCUCUGUUCGCAUGCCUUAGGGAAGCACAAAACAUUUCUUCAACAGAGGCGAGGAAUUUACGGGGCAAAGCGUGUCAGGGUGCGUACGCCAAGAACAAAGGAGGCCGACUGUAAUAUUAUGUGCGAGAUUUGUAAGACGGAAGUACCGAAGUCGAAGUUUGUGGUUCACAACAGAAUUCAUACAGGUGAGCGACCCUUCAUCUGUCAUGUGUGUGGUAAGGGUCUUAUCAGUGAGAAGAAACUGCGGCGACAUGUCCAGAUACAUUCCGAUGCCAACAAGCACACCUGUGAAGUGUGUGGUCAGGGCUUCUCAAUGAAAUAUAAACUCCGCACACACAUGUUCGUCCACACAGGUCACAAGCCAUUCCUGUGCUCUGUAUGCGGGGGUGAGUUCAACAAUAGCACCUCGCUGUUGCACCAUCACCGCACGGUCCAUCUCGGCGACAAGCGCUUCGAGUGUAAUGUGUGCGGCGGUCGCUACGGCAAGAAGUCCCAGCUUGAGGAGCACAUGUUCAGUCACUCCAAUGAAAGAACCCAGACUUGCAGGUAUUGCGGAAAGUCUUUUAAGCAUGGCAAGAGUUUGCGCCGUCAUGAACAGACGCACGUUUCUGACCUUAAGUUUCAGUGCAAUCAAUGUGACAGCAAAUUCUCUCGUAAAGAUAAUCUUGACAGACACAAAAUGUGCCACGUUGAGACCUCGCAUCAGUGUAGCUUCUGUCGGAAGAAGUUUAAAGAGCGUCAGGCUUUGCUGGAUCAUGAACAGUUUCAUAUGAACAGCCGGAAGUUUAACUGCCAUAUUUGUAAGGAGAAAUUCCAAGAUGAGACAUACUUCUACAAUCAUAUGGAAAAAACACAUCAGAUUUCUAAAGAUAUGGUUCACGUGGUCAAUUCAUUAGUAGGAAAUCCUAGUGAUAAAUCAUCAAAAGGGAGGAAGUCUGCGGGACUCGGCACAAAGAGAAUGUCAUCAGUUUCCUUAGAAACCAGUGAUGUAGCAUUUUCAGGGGCUACAACUUCCCUAGGAAUGGAUACUCUAAACCUUAGCAUGAGUGUAGCGGGCAUCAUCCCAGCAGCUGUGUCAUCACAAGAUAUGAACAUCAUAAACCAUGGCAGCGUUCCAAUUCAAUCAAACAUGUCUUUAAAUCCAUUAUACAUGUCCGGAACAAACGCUUCGAGCAACGUUCGAAACAUCAUGACCAACACUAUGAAUCAAGUGUUCACGGUGCCUGGUAGUAACAUGAUACACGUGCAACACGGCAUGCAGGAAUCGGAGCGGAUGUCAUCCAUGAACGCUAUCGACUCGGGACUGAUCCAUGUGGCACUCGGCCCAGAUGGGACCAUGAUUCUACAGGAGCAGCACAGACUGAUGCAGGAGGCCCUCGGGUCUACCAUGCAGGGCAUGCCUAACCAGGCCUUCAGACUGCAGAACAUGUUCUGAGGCCCUUGGGUCUACCAAACAUGGCAUGCCUAACCAGGCCUUCAGACUGCAGAACAUGUUUAAGGACAUUUUCAAUCUAGCCAAAGUCUUACCAGUCCUGGUUUAGUGCUCUAGAAUUGAAGCUUUGUUUAAGCAGCAUUUCAAGCAACAUAUAACGUGUUAUGAAGACAUUGUAGAACAAUUAGUAGUCUUCGUCAUUGUCAUUUUUAGCUCAUCUAUUUUUUGAAAAAAAAUUAUGAGCUAUUGUCAUCACCUUGGCGUCGGCGUCGGCGUUGGCGUUGGCGUCGGCGUCCGGUUAAGUUUUGCGUUUAGGUCCACUUUUCUCAGAAAGUAUCAAUGCUAUUGCAUUCAAACUUGGUACACUUACUUACUAUCAUGAGGGGACUGGGCAGGCAAAGUUAGAUAACUCUGGCGUGCAUUUUGACAGAAUUAUGUGCCCUUUUUAUACUUAAAAAAUUGAAAAUUUUGGUUAAGUUUUGCGUUUAGUUCCACUUUUCUCAGUAAGUAUCAAUGCUAUUGCAUUCAAACUUGGUACACUUACUUACUAUCAUGAGGGGACUGGGCAGGCAAAGUUAGAUAACUCUGGCAUGCAUUUUGACAGAAUUAUGUGCCCUUUUAUACUUAGAAAAUUGAAAAUUUUGGUUAAGUUUUGUGUUUAGGUCCAUUUUAUUCCUUAAGCAUCAAAGCUAUUGCUUUCAUACUUGCAACACUUACUAACUAUCAUAAGGGGACUGUGCAGGCAAAGUAAUGUAACUCUGACUGGCAUUUUGACAGAAUUAUGUGCCCUUUUUAUACUUAGAAAAUUGACAAUUUUGGUUAAGUUUUGUGUUUAGGUCCAUUUUAUUCCUUAAGCAUCAAAGCUAUUGCUUUCAUACUUGCAACACUUACUAACUAUCAUAAGGGGACUGUGCAGGCAAAGUAAUGUAACUCUGACUGGCAUUUUGACAGAAUUAUGUGCCCUUUUUAUACUUAGAAAAUUGAAAAUUUGAUUAAGUUUUGUGUUUAGGUCCACUUUAUUCCUACAGUAUCAAAGCUAUUGCUUUCAUACUUGCAAGAUUUAUGAACUAUCAUAAGGGGACGGUGCAGGCAAAGUUAUGUAACUCUGACUGGCAUUUGGACGGAAUUAUGGGCCCUUUAUACUUAGAAAAUUGAAAAUUUGGUUAAGAUUUAUGUUUUGGUCCACUUUACCCCUAAAGUAUCAUAGAUAUUGCUUUCAUACUUGGAACACUCACAAACUAUCAUAAGGGUACAGUAAAAGGACAAGUUGCAUAACUCUGGUUGUCAUUGUUACGGAAUUAUGGCCCUUUUUUGACUUAGUAACUUUUAAUAUAUGGUUAAAUUUUGUGUUUCGAUCCACUCGAAGUAUCAAGGCUAUUGCUUUCAAACUUCAAAUACUUACAUGCUAUCAUGAGGUUACUGUACCUGGCAACUUGAAUUUUACUUUGACCUUUGAAUGACCUUGACUCUCAAGGUCAAAUUAUUAAAUUUUGCUAAAAUUGCCAUAACUUCUUUAUUUAUGAUUAGAUUUGAUUGAUACUUUGAUGAAACUACUCUUACCUGACAUACCACAAUAGACUUCACCCAAACCAUCC
Molecule: messenger RNA, 5374 nt
Organism: Dreissena polymorpha
Lineage: Eukaryota; Metazoa; Mollusca; Bivalvia; Myida; Dreissenidae
Exons: 5
Coding region: 351-3782 (1143 amino acids)
Cellular component (GO): nucleus
Source: RefSeq, a predicted model, not a curated record